Molecule: messenger RNA, 3099 nt
Organism: Brienomyrus brachyistius
Lineage: Eukaryota; Metazoa; Chordata; Actinopteri; Osteoglossiformes; Mormyridae
Product: ras-related and estrogen-regulated growth inhibitor-like protein
Exons: 5
Coding region: 106-723 (205 amino acids)
Molecular function (GO): GTP binding; GTPase activity
Source: RefSeq, a predicted model, not a curated record
GCGGGUGUGUUUUUCUUUUCCGCUGCUCCAGCAGCUGAGAGGUUCUCGAGGGCAGUGCAGACUCUGUCUCUCUACAGCCCGCAGUGUGUCGGAGCAGCGGCAGACAUGAAUGACAUCAAGCUGGCCCUGCUGGGCAGCGAGGGAGCCGGGAAAUCAGCCAUCCUUGUGAGGUUCCUGACCAAGCGGUUCAUCGGCGAGUACGCCUCUAAUGCCAGUUCCUUAUACCAUAAAAGGUUCUCCAUCGAUGGCCGACAAUUGAAUCUGGAAGUUUUUGAUCCGUGUUCUGAAGCCGUGCAGAGCAGGUGCAUCACGGAGGAACCGGUGGAGUGGGCCGACGGCUUCAUCGUGGUGUACGACAUUAGUGACCGCCUGUCCUUCCUCAAUGCCCAUAGCGCACUUUGUCAGAUCAAAGAGGCUCGUGCCGAGAACUGCAAAUGUGAGAUGGAGGUGCCUGUUUGCCUGGUGGGGAACAAGCAGGAUCUGUGCCAUGCCCGGCAGGUGAGCAAGGAGGAGGGCCUCUCCCUGGCCCAGGAGAACAAGUGCUUCUUCCAGGAGGUCUCUGCAGCUGAAGACCACCAGGAGAUCUCGAACCUCUUCGCCAAGCUUAUCCGCAGUGUGAUGGAAUACCUGAAACGCCGGGCCGACCGGCGCCGCUACAGUGGGUCCAAGUCCAUGGCAAAACUGAUCAACAAUGUCUUUGGGAAGAGGAGGAAGUCAGUCUGAGGCUGAUAGGCGUGAGUGAUGGUGAGGGGACCAGCAAGCAGGCACUGUGGCUGAUCCUUAAAGAUCCACAUGUUCUCUACUGUCCUGUGCCCUGCAGACACUCAUGACAAAGACCCAAAGACGCCAGAUUUACAGAUUUCUUAUAGUGCUUCCUGAUUUAUUGUAGUAGCCAGUCCAGCUGCAAACGGCAACAUUCUGUGCCAGUCUGCUUAGCUAUUUUCAUAUGGCACUUUGACAUAACUAUAAGGAUAACUAGCAGUAACGGAGGUUUUUCGAAAUCACGGCACCGGUUCUCUUCUUACAAGAUGCUUCACCAACUAACCUGCUGUGGAGCAGGCCAGCUUUCAGGGUCACAUAUCUCAAACAGUGCUUGGACCAAUCGAAGAGAAGAAGUCAGUAUAUUUCCUGAUGUAACAAACAGGCUUGAUGUCCACAGGCAGAGAUGCACACCAGACAGUUCUGCGUUUCAAGCCCUUUCACUACGAUAGUAACAAGAUUUAACAAUCAUAGUGAAAGAGAUAAUCUCUGCUGUAACAAGAUAUAGGUUCUGCUUUUUGGUCUUCCAGAUUACGGGCAAAUUUUAAUUAAUAUUUAUUUUUUUAAGCAAAUGAUGAACUUCACAUUCAAUAACUGGUGUUGAAUGGAAACAGUGCAAUUAUUAAUAAAGAUGUAUAUAAAUGCAUAAUCUAAAAAUCAACUGGGGUGCCUCAUCCCACAUAGUCCAUUGCCUAAUCCACACUUUACAGGAUAUCUGGGUGAAAAUUGGCAACCCUACUUUCCUUGUGCGCGUUUCUGACUUUCGGUGUCUAGCCCAAAGACCCGCAACCCGUGACCUAAUAUUUACCUGCAACUGUAUUUACAAAAUAUCCCGAUUGGGCGGGAAAACCGCAGACCUGGCAACUCUGCAAGACUUGCAUCUACUGUUUUCAGUGCAGCAAAGCUAGACGUUUAUUGGACAGGCUUCAAAAUGUCAUUUCCAGGGAAGCUCAGCACCCCUAAUGGGCAGCGGGCAGGCCAGGAUGCAUGGAGAUUGGAGGAACUGUCAAAAUGGAUGGACCUCUUUUUUGACUGAUAAGAGUUUUGAAAUUAUAGUUUCGGCAUCAGAGCAUUUCAUGCUUAAGUGAAAUUAAUGGAUUGCCCGUCAUGUGUAUGUAUGUACCCUGUGAUAGAUAAGUGUUAUUGGGUCAAUGAUGAACGCAGAGGAAUGCUGUACAACGUCUUGUUUAUUCUGUAUACACUAGGGGGCGCAAUAUCAUCACUUUCUGUUAUUACGUAUUACUUUAGCCCUGUAACAUAUCACAACAGAUACUGCAGGCAUCUCAACCAGGGAGUAUUUCGGCCUUCUGCCCUAGGCUGCUUGGGAAAGGUCUGUACUUGUAAAAGGUUGGAUAAACUAAGGCUAUGAAAACAUGACAGUCAUAUGUCUCAUGAAGUCCUGUGUUCCUUCAAUCAGCUGAUGCUUCUGUGAAUUGGGUACAUCAUUCAUUGAAGAAGAUAGUCUUCCUUGUGCCUUAUUAAUGGGAGACUUGUGGGGGGGGGGGGAUGUGUGGCUCUCUGGGUUUAGACUCUGCGUCUGCAAUUGUAAAGUCUCAGAUUCAGAUCCUGGGGCUGGCAGAGUGAUGUCACUGCUGGACCCUUGAGCCUUAACCCAAAUAGCUCUAGGGACACUGGCUGAAUCUGCUGCCCGAUCCUCUCAUGUAUGUCGCUUUAGACGAAAGUGUGAAUAAAUGAGAACAUAGUAUAGUGUGAGAGGUUUGGCUGCAGCUUUCUUGUUUGGCCACCAGACGGAGACACAGUCCUUCCUCAUCACCGCUUUGAGUUUUGUUUCAGUUCCUUCUCUGCAUGUGUGAUGGGUUGUGAUGAAUUAAACCUGCGUUCUCCCUUGUUCUACGUUGAUCCAUUUGCUGUUUGCCAAGGAGGAGUGCGGCUGCAGGUACGUUAAUGUUUGCUUCCACACUGGAGCAGCCGCUCCGAUGUCAGUGUCUAGACAAAGAUAUGGAAAGCCGCUGCAGACAGGGUGCACUAGACCCGUUACGCUUGUUAGUGCUCGAUUCCCGUGGUUUCCCUCUGGUUUGCCGCUGCCCCACCCCACCACUGUCUGGGAAGCCUUUCCCGUAGCUUGUGGAUGAGGCCGUUGAUUUCUUCGGAGACCUGGCAUCCGGCUUAUGACACCAAUGUCUCGAUGUCAGCAUAGUAAGACAUGCUCAGAAAACACGCAAAAGCGCUAUUAAGAGACAAUCGCUUUAUUAUGUGCAACUGCCAGAGAAUGUUAGUAGGGGCACAGAUAAGGGAAGCCAUCAGUACACACAUCUAACACAAGGAUUAGAAACACAUCAAAGCAGGGAAACACUACACAUUCGACACGUCACAAUAACG